Aspergillus versicolor CBS 583.65 is the source of this 710-nucleotide messenger RNA. RefSeq lists its product as uncharacterized. Lineage: Eukaryota; Fungi; Ascomycota; Eurotiomycetes; Eurotiales; Aspergillaceae. The record is from RefSeq and is a predicted model, not a curated record. Bases 141 to 503 code for a protein of 120 amino acids. The transcript has a single exon.
UUGACGACUUGGAGAACGAGCUUGCGAAAAUCGGUCACAUCAGAGAAAUCGUGAAAACCUAUCGUGGCCGAAUAGAGGGUUUAGACCAACGCCUUGACCAAGCCGCACGUCGACGACGAUGAGGUAUUAAUACUCAAUAUAUGCACCUGAUUCCAUCAGCUUACGAUCUGCUACCCUGCGAUUUUACGACUGUCCAUCCAAUCCUUCCCAUUUCCCUUGUGAUCUACUCUUUGAAGAACAUAUUCUUACCGGCCCUGGAGGCGCUUUACUUUCGAAUCCGUGCCUCUACCCAGGCACCUGAUUCGCCCAAUGAAUUUUCCCUAUAUCCACCAAACGAAACUCCUACCCCUCUACAAUAUGAUCACGAACGCACGACCUACACGACCUCCACCAAAUCGACGACAGCCACGACAGAGACACGAAAGGAGAAACAAGCGCUCCCAGCUGAAGAACCGAAAAAAAAAAUAUAUAUACUGUACCUGUCCUCACGGACCGUGAUUUGAUUUGAGAUUACACUUUUAUUAUGAUAUCUACCUGUUUUAAGUUCCCCACGUGCAGAUUGUGUGUUACGCUAUUUCUGUUUUCGUUAUCAAAUACUACCCCUACCCGCGCAAAUAUGGCGAAGUUUUGCUCUUUCAAGAUUGGAUACCUGCCUCGCGGCAAUUUUGGCUAUUGUGGAACAACGUGCAAUGAGAUAAGAGCUCACAGGA